This is a messenger RNA of Suillus paluster, 810 nucleotides long. RefSeq lists its product as uncharacterized. Bases 1 to 810 code for a protein of 269 amino acids. The record is from RefSeq and is a predicted model, not a curated record. Lineage: Eukaryota; Fungi; Basidiomycota; Agaricomycetes; Boletales; Suillaceae. The transcript has a single exon.
AUGGAUUUCCGUUUUUCCGUUUUGCAGCCUGUCACGGGUUUUCGGCAUUUCGCAGAAGGGAUCACAAAACUCAAACAGGUUAUGGGUCGCUGUCAACAAGACAUCCAACGUUCUAUCAUCGCAGUUAGUGCAGAUGUAGCACCCCGUGGAGUUCUCAUCGCCGUACGCACACUCAUGGAUUUCCACUAUCUUGUACAGUCACCAUCCAUCGAUGAUAACGACUUAGUGCGCAUCUCAGCAGCAUUGAACGAGUUCCACGCAAACAAAGAUUCAAUCAUUGAUGCUGGGGUUUGUCGUGGCAAGGGCAACAAAGUGAUCAAUAAUUGGUACAUACCGAAACUGGAGCUUAUGCAGAGUGUCGUACCCAGCAUUAGGAACUCUGGAGUCACAGCUCAGUGGUCUGCAGAUGUUACUGAGCACGCGCAUAUCACCGAGAUUAAGGACCCAGCGAGAUCAAGUAACAACAACAAUUACGAUCCGCAGAUAUGUCGCCAUCUCGAUCGACUCGAUAAAUGUCUUCGGUUUGAGCUCGCUACCACCCUUCUAGAUGAGAAGCAGAAUGUCAAGGCAUUAGCCGAUGCAGCAGGGAGUCAUAUGGACAACAAGGACACUGACGAUGCUGAUUUGGAUGAUGAUUUACCUGUUGAGUUCUUAUCUACAAUUCAGCAUGGUCGCUCACGUCCAAUUACGAAUCAUUUUGCAAUUGCCCAGGUCCUGCAGCACAAACCUAUGGGCUCUGUACCUCUACCGUUGCGUUUGUUUGUCGUUGGGCACACCACCUUUCAUUUAGCUUAUAAACCUUCCAUCUGA